Argiope bruennichi is the source of this 8302-nucleotide messenger RNA. Its product is annotated as heterogeneous nuclear ribonucleoprotein R-like. NCBI's taxonomy places the organism in Eukaryota, Metazoa, Arthropoda, Arachnida, Araneae, Araneidae. Gene Ontology annotation, cellular component: nucleus; ribonucleoprotein complex. Gene Ontology annotation, molecular function: mRNA binding. The transcript is spliced from 12 exons. The record is from RefSeq and is a predicted model, not a curated record. The coding region runs from base 407 to 2326 and encodes 639 amino acids.
ACAAUGCUUUUUAUCAGAAAUCAAAGAUGAUCCGGUGACUUUAAUUUUGUAUAAUUUUGUUCCUUAUAUUAUUGCUUGUAGAUUUGAAUUAAUUGUGUUCAGAUUGUUACUGCAAGUAUUUUUUAAGCACUUGCUAGCUAAGCAAAGUAAUUAUAAUUGUACUUUUGACGAAGUACUCUGUACAGAAUUUUUAAAAAUUCUCUGCCCUUUGGGCGGUCGUGUAAACCCCGUAGUCAGGUUCAUCACGUUGUUGCUCGCCGAAAGCCGCAAGUUGAAAUCGAUGAUGUUAGAUGCCAGAGCUUAGAUGAUAAAUAUGAAUUUCAUAGUAGUUGAAUGAUGAUGCUAAUUGUGGGAGGAGGGAAUCCUGCCGGUCCCAGAAUGACUAGACUGAAUAAUAGUUUAUUGAAUGGCUGAGCGAGAUGGAGGUAAUCCAAAUCAAAAAUAUUUAAUGGAUCAUUCAGAAAAUGUGGACUUAACAGAAAAAUCUGAAGAAUUCAAAAAAUUAGUUGAAUAUGGUUUAAAUCCCAAAGUUGUGAAUAAAUUAGAAGAAAUCUUCAAAACAGGCAAAUUAACAUACCAUGAUUUGGAUGAAAGAGCUUUAGAUGCUAUUAAAGAAUUUCCUGUGGAUGGUGCUUUUACAGUUCUAAAACAGUUUCUGGACAGCAGUUUAGAACACGUUUCUAACAAAAGUGCGUUUCUUUGUGGUGUUAUGAAAACUUAUCGUCAAAAAAUGAAAGUUCCUUCUAAUCCAAGUACUGGGGCUACCAAAGGACCCGAUGAGGAAAAAAUUAAGGCUAUUCUUGACAGAACUGGUUACACUCUUGAUGUUACAACUGGUCAGCGAAAAUAUGGAGGACCACCCCCUAAUUGGACCGGACCUCCUCCUGGAAGUGGUUGUGAGAUUUUUGUAGGAAAAAUUCCAAAAGAUAUUUUUGAAGACGAGCUUAUUCCUUUAUUUGAAAAAUGUGGACCUCUGUGGGAUCUACGACUUAUGAUGGACCCUUUAACUGGCCAAAAUCGUGGCUAUGCUUUUAUUACUUAUAAAACUAAACAGGGAGCACAAAAUGCAGUUAAACAACUGGAUAAUCAUGAAAUCAGAAAAGGGAAAUUUAUUGGUGUUACUGUAUCUAUAAAUAAUCAUAGAUUAUUUGUUGGGAACAUUCCAAAAAAUAGAGGCAAAGAUGAGCUCUUUGAAGAAUUCACUAAGCAUGCUCCUGGCCUGACUGAAGUAAUUAUUUACAGUUCUCCUGAUGAUAAAAAGAAAAACAGAGGCUUUUGUUUCUUGGAAUAUGAUUCCCAUAAAGCUGCAUCUUUAGCUAAAAGACGACUUAGCACUGGCCGAAUCAAAGUCUGGGGAUGUGAUAUAAUUGUAGAUUGGGCAGACCCUCAAGAAGAACCAGAUGAAGAGACCAUGUCAAAAGUGAAGGUUUUGUAUGCUAGAAAUUUAACAGCUGAUGUUACAGAAGAAAAGUUGAAGGAGAUGUUUGAACAAUAUGGUAAAGUAGAAAGAGUGAAAAAAAUCAAAGAUUAUGCUUUCAUCCAUUUUGACGAUAGGGACCAUGCAGUAAAAGCAAUGAAUGCUCUCAAUGGAAAAGAAGUGUGUGGAGCUCCUAUGCAAGUCUCAUUGGCUAAACCUCCAUCUGACAAAAAGAAAAAGGAAGAAAUUCUGCGUAAUCGAGAACGACGAAUGAUGCAGAUGAUGCAGCAGCGAGCAAUGAUGAUGGGUAUCCCUCCUCCUCCACCACGAGGUAGAGGAACUAGGUUACCCAUGCCGGCAGCUCGCAACUAUGAUUAUGACUACGACUACUACGGGUAUGGUGACUAUCAGGGAGGCUACGCCGCCGACCCCUACUAUGAUGACUAUUAUGGCGGCCGCUAUGAUGACUAUUACGACUAUGGAUACGGAGCCACACCCCGUCUUAGAGAGCCCGUGGGUCGAGCCCGAGCCGGACCAGAGAGGGCUCGUGCUGGCCGUGGCCUUCCCCGUGGCCGCACCGCUGGACCCCCGACCCCUCGUGGCCGGGUAGUCCCUCCACCCCUCGGCCGAGGUACCCGUGGUCUCUCCCGUGGAAUUCCCCCCGUGGUUCACCUCCAUGGCUCCAUCCCACGGGGCGGGCUGGUCGGUAAACGGAAGUUCGACACACCCAGCCACGUCAAUCAGGGGGACUCAAAACGCCGCUUCCAGAAUAGUGGGGCUGGGCAAUGGGGUAGCCAUCCCAUUCCGCAGCAGCCUCUUACUUCCAGUGGGUACAAUGGCUACCGCAACCGCACACCAGGGAAUCCUGCUCACUGGUACCAAGACUCUUACGGACAGCAGUGGGGCUAAAAUUAAUUUGGGGAAGGAUAAAUUAAAAAAAAAAAAAAAACUUUUUAUACUUGACUUUUGUGGAGCCAACUUUAAAACUUUUGUUUUUGUUUUUCAUUCACGAGGAAGUGUCCUUGUUUUUUUUUGACGAAAAAAAGGGGAGCAAUCUUCCUAAUUUAUAUGUUCUUUGAUGAUGGUACUACUAUUACAGCUUUUGAUGUGUUUUGGCUGUUAUUCCCGCCCAUGCCUCCUCUACUCAUCCUAAUCUAUUGUACAGAAUUGCAAUUGUUACAAGCCAGGGUAAUUUCAGGCGUGGCAAACAAAAUAUGAAUUGUAGUAAUGUGUUCAUUUAUGCAUGGAGAAUUGUGUAUAACUGCUUUUAUCUGUGUGGGCUUUUCAUCCAUCAUGUUUACUUGUUGACAUAUUACUGACGAAAAAUUGUUCUUAUGACUAGUUGAUUCCUAAGUAAAGGAAUUGUUAAGUUUAUGGAUAUAUGCUUGCUGUUUAUAUAGUUUGUUUUUCAUCAGCAAUAUAUUACUUUAUACUUUUUUUUUUUUCCCCAUUUCAAAAAAAUUAACUGUGUUCUAUAAACACAAUUAAAUUUUGAGAAGAAAAUUGUAUUUGUCUUGCGGUUUUUUUGAGAAUGUUGUGCUUCAGCAUGUAUUUUUUAUGCUAAUCAUAUUUUUAUGUUCUAAUUUGCUUUAGCUUUUUUUUUUUUUUUUUUUUUUUUCAAUGCUCUUGGGGUGUGAUAUAAUUGGUCCACAUAAGGGUAAACCAGCAUCACUGCCAGUUACUGUGAUAGUUUAUUUGGAGUAUACUAGGUACCAGAAUGAACUUGAAAAUUUAAUUUAGUUUGAAGAUUUUUUUUUUUUUUUGUAACUAAUUAAUAACAUUCUCAGGAGAAAAUAAUCAAUACAAAUAAGACAUAGUUUUAAAAAUUGCUUUAUGUAGAAUUUUAUGUUUGACUCUAACAAUGUUUGCUGCUUUAAAAAAUUAAGUUUACAUCUGCAUAUUUAAAAGAAACAAUUUUCAUUUAUUGUAACUUUUUGCUGGUAGACUAAUUCUUUAUAAAUUAAGUUAUAUUUACAGAGUAUUAUGCCAGAUUUUUGGACUGUUGAUAAAAUAACAGAAAAUGUUCGUUAACUGUAUAUGAUGGCAAAGCUAUUGGAAUUUUAGUUGUUUCCAUUACUGAAGCAAACAUUUUCAUGUAGGUGAAAUUUUUAAAAUGUAAUUUUUUAUUCUUAUUGAUUUGUUAUAGUGAAAUUCUGGCAGAUUGCAUUGCUAAUAAUUAGAUAUUUCGUAAAAAAAUUUGAUUCUUAAUAUUGUGACUUUUAUCUAUUUGUAAUUUGUUGUUUGAUAGCUUUUGGAACUUGCUUAAUCUUUUUCUGUGCUGUCACAUUGGCUCAUUUUGUAAAUAUAAGGCCAGAUUCAACAGAAAUGGCAAACCUUUAAUACCAAAUUUGUAAUUAAAAGAAAACAAAGAUAGUUUUUAAAUUUAUUGUAGUUUUUAUAUUGCUGAAUAUAUUAUUAAGAAAUUAGCAUUAUUGUUUUGAUGAUUUACUGUUUAUCAAGAUUUCUCGAUUCUCUUUAAAUUAUAUCAUUAUGGGAAGAUAUCAAUUUAUAUUAUAAUUCUGAUCAUUUAUACACUUUUGUUGAUUUGAUUGAAAAAUAAUCAUUUUUAUUUAUUGUGUUUGUGUAAUCAUUUUUGCAUGUUUUUUUUUAUCAUGUACACAAAUGGCUGUAUAUUUUGGCUAACAAGAUCUAGUCAGGUCUUAUUGUUGUUCUUUUUUUAUGUAGAAGACAUCAGUUUUUUUAACCAUUUGGUUACUGAGAAAGCUCUAUUGAAUUAGGCAUAUCAAGGUUUAUAUAUGUUGUGUAAGGGGAAGAUCAAUGUAAGUUUUUUUUUUUUUUCUUCUUUUUUUUUCCCCCUCUGAUUAAAUUUUACUACCUUGUAAAAGAGAAGAGAAAUGGAAUUACAUUCAAAUUGCCCUUUUUAAGUAAAGGUUUGCCUUCUCUGAUUUUGUUAUAUUAGUUGUGAGUUCUUAUUUACUCUAUUAAAAGUUGCAGAAAUUUACUUUCCCCUCUCAGAUGAUAAAAAUAGAAACAAAGUCUAAUUAUUAGAAAUUCUUAAUCUGUGUCAGAAGGAAAAGUUUAUUAUUUCAUUCAUUUCAACUUCACUUGGGAACCAUAUGUGCAAAGAAAUUUUUUAACGAAGUUGAAUGUUUUGUUUAUAUUUUUGAAAUUAUAUAUAUUUAUAUACACACAAUUAUUUUGAUUUAAUUUAUAAUCUCGGUGUUUUAUAUUAUGAAUUGGUGGAAUUUUCUUUAUGUAUUUGUUUUAUAUUAUAGAAACAAUUUGAGCUUUGUGUGCAAAUCUGAUUUGCAAAUUGUGUAUUGUGGGGAGUAGUUGUUAGUGUAAAAAAUGACUUUAAAAAAAUGAUGUGAAUUUUAGAAGUAGUAUUGAUGUUAGUGCUGUUGAUUCCCGGUACCAAUUAUUAAUAUUCUUUUAGCUAUGUACUUGUUAUCUCUGAAAUAUUGUUCAUUUCAAAUGAAUUGAUAUGCAUUAUGUUGGAUAUUUAAUCUAUUGUUACUAAAAUGUAUGCUGCAUUAUUUUGUAUUGAAGUAAUUUAGAGUUUUAUUACAAUUUCAAUCUUAUAUCAUAUUUAUUAAUGAUGUUUAUGAGACACAUUUUACUGUUUAAACCAAGGUGUGCAGUUGACUGAUUUUUUUUUCCAUGUGGUAGUUUUAGUAGUUGUGAUUAUUAAAAUUGUGUCAAAAUAUAACAGAUGCAUAUCUGGAUUGCAUCACAAGUGAAACUUUUGAAAUUGCAGAGCUCACAAGGAACUACAAAUUUCCUCAAAAUGGACGCUGAUAAUCUGUUAUUUAUAACUUGCAUUGUACAUGGAUAUUGCUUUGCAAUAUUCCUAAUUUGUCUUGUGCAGCUUUGAUAAACCAAUGAAAUUCUGUAUUGUGACAAAGUUUACUCUACAAUGACACAGAAGAAAAUUAACAGUGAAAACGACUUUAACAAGCCUAUAGACUAUUUUAAGCUCAGUCGUAAAUCAUUUCUAGGAAUCCAAAAGUGUCUUCCUACAACGGAGCACAGCCAUGUUAAUUGUGUGCUGUGAUUUAAUGCAACUAUGUCAUUAUACUCUCUAAUUUGUCCACUAAAGGUGAAACAUUAGAUAUUGAAAACAAAAAAGGAAACUGAUUUUGUGAAAGGUAAUGUUACGAGACUUAUACUCUUAUUCUUCAAUUCUUGAUGCAUAAUGUAUGAUCUAUUUUUAUUAAUUCUUUUUUUAAAGCUCAAAAUUUUUCCAUAAAUAUUAUUGGAAAAUGGCUCUCAUUUAAGAAAAAAUAAUAAUAACCGGUAAAUCAAAAUUUGUAGAAAUUUUGUUUACAACUCAUAUUUUAGAUGUGCUUAAAAUUUUCAUGAAAUUACUUUGAAUAAAUUUUUUCCUGAGCCCAUAAAUAUUUGUAUGUGAACGUUUUUUGCCCACCAAUUUUAUAUAUGUAUAUAUUAAAAAUUGUGUAAGUAUAUUUAGUCACUUUUUUUAUAAAACAUGGAGAUUGAGUAUUCUCCUGUAAUGGUGCAGUUAUUAGUAUUCAUUUUAUAAAAUAUGUUGUGAAUUUUGUCCAUGUUUUUUGGAUCAUUUGAUAUACACGAUUUGUGACAUUUUAGCACUUACACAACUAAUUAAAGAGACUGCAUAUCUUUUGGAAGAUCCAACAUUUGUUUUUUAUAUCUAAUAGUUAAUGAAAGAAAUAUCUGCUGAGAGUAAGUAAAACUUGAGAGAUAAACUUGUAAUUGAUGUUAAAAGAGCGAUAUUUUAUUAUCCAAGUGUCAAAAAUAUAAAUUCAGAAAUAAAUUUUUUCUGUAAUUUUGUAAUUACAGAAAAAUGAUGGAUUGUUAUGAGUGGUGCAGUGUUCAAAGGUAUUUGCAUCACAUUUUUUGAGAAGGCAGCUGAUUAAACUACAUUUAUGAUGACGUUUUUUGUCUAAUCUUCCAUGUUGACUGACUAUACAAUGUUUGCAGACGUGAAUUUACAAGGCUUUAGAUUUCUGAAUCAUUGUUUUUCCGCACAGGCACCUAAGACAUGCUGUAUUUAGGUUUUGUCUGCACAUGGUAAAAAAAAAUAAUAAUAAUAAAUCUUACUAUAUUGAUUGAUCAGGAAUUGCCACAGCUUGAUCAAAUUACCAUUUCUCUAUUGCUUAUUUGCGACUGAUUUGAUGUACAAAAACCCGUCAUGUCAAGUCUCCUGGAAAUCUACUAUCUGGAUUUUUAAAUGAAAAGUAUGGAAAUUUAAACUGACAAGACUGCAGAAGUGUCAUGUUCUUCAAGCAUUUUAAAUGUCAUAAUCUUUUCUCUCUUGUAUUGGACUGCAUUUUAUUGCAAGAGUUGAAAAUUACCAAACCUUAUGAAAGGAUAUGUAAAGUUUGGAAAUUGAUGAUGAAUUUGUGUUUUAGGUGUCAUUUCAGAGAAUACAAAUUUGUACUGAAUAUGGAGAAAAAGGUUUAUUUUUUAUAGAUGUUGAUUUCCGAAAUAACCGUCAUUCUCUGAAGUUCAUGUUUUAUCUUACCGUUUACUAAAUCUAGAUUGAUAAUUGCAUGUUUAUAAAUGUCUGAAAUCUUUUGUGCUCGAUUAUCUGGACACAAUAUCAGUAUAUAAAUGCAACAUCUGUGUUAGACUACUAAGAGCAUCGACGAAGCAAAAAACCUUUUUCUCCAAUAAAUGUAUCUUGAAAGUCUACAUUCUGUGUUUUGAAUUUUUGGAAAAAUGUAGUAUCUUUGCUCUUGUCAUUAUUAUAAUCUAUGGUUUUAUUGUUAAUGUUUUUGGCUUCCGUGAAAUUUUUGCUUUAUUGGUGGCAGUACCUAUUGUUAGUUUUAAAAUAUAAUUGUUGUGUGAAUUUGAAAUAGCCAAGAAAUUCUAAACUCCCUUUUCAAACUAAAUGUGUGGUUUUUGUGGUGUAAAAUUUUGAAACUAAAACCUCUGGAUUAUUAGAUUGUUGUAUGUUUUUUAUAACUGCUUGUACCUUAUAUGCAUGUGUCAGCUUAAAUUUAAAAUUCUGAAGAAAAAAAACCAAAAAAAAAAGGUCCUGAUGCACUUAUUAUGAAUCUAGUUCAUGGUUGUCAUUAGUUAACCUUAUGGUGAAAAUCAUUGCCAUAAUGUGGCACUAACUUUUUAAUUUCUUGGUGUGCUUAAAAAAUUUUCCAAUGGUGUUUGUGCACUUAUACAAUAUGAAAAAUUAGAUAUUAUUUAGAUUUAAAUAUUUUGGCUCAAUGUACUUGAAAGAUUCUAUAAGAAUCGGCACCUUAGUGCGUGAUUUAUUGUAGAAUGUUAUGUGUGAUUGGUGUUAAGGCCAGCACUAAAAAUUUACAAUCUAAAUUUAAUUUCCCUUUGUAUGGUGAUUGAAUUCAAAGUGAUGGUUUUGUUAGUCUGGAAAUGAUUACGAGCAGAAGAGAAUGCUAUACAUAAAAGAAGAAGAAAAAAAAAAUAAUAAUAAAUUCAGAAAAUGUGCUGAUGAAAAGAAUUGUGAGAAUUCCUCAAUUUGAGCCAGAAUAGUUGGCAGGUUCUCUUAUGAAUCUUUAUUUCUCUUCUUUAAUGUGCAAUUAUGAAAAUCAUUUGUUUUUAGAAUACAUAUGAUUUGUUAGUCAAUUUAAAUGAGAAUGGAUUUCUUUUAAAUCUUUUUGAAAAUUUUUUUUUAAUUAGAUUUAAAAAGGUGUUCAUUGGUGUCUCUCUUUGCAUUGUGGAAUGUUUUUUGAAUCAAUCACUUCAAUCUUUCCUUUUAUGGUUUUCUAGUCCUACAUUCUUCAGCUUUUUCUCUUGUAGCUGUUGUAUUCAGGCAAUAUUUUACAGGAAAAAAAUUGUUUUCUGUAAUGUUGUACUUCUUUUUUUAGCUGUGUUUGAUUCCCCUGAUACUGGUGGCUAUGCCCUGAAUGAAAAAAAAAAAGUGAAAAAUCUUGUAAAACUUGUCUGGAAUAAACCAGUUUGGUUUUA